AGGGCAGUCGGACGGCCCAAAGGGAAACUGGGCACUGCUUCUGCGGUAAAGCUCGCAGCUAACCGGACAACUGCCGGAGCACGUCGGAGGAGGACGCGAUGCCGCAAGUGCGAGGCGUGUCUGCGGACAGAGUGCGGCGAGUGUCACUUCUGCAAAGACAUGAAGAAAUUUGGGGGACCUGGCAGGAUGAAGCAGUCCUGCAUUAUGAGGCAGUGUAUCGCACCGGUGUUGCCUCAUACUGCUGUGUGUCUGGUGUGUGGAGAAGCUGGGAAGGAGGACACUGUGGAAGAGGAGGAGAGCAAGUUUAAUCUCAUGCUAAUGGAAUGCUCCAUUUGUAACGAAAUAAUACACCCUGGAUGCCUUAAGGUGAAGGAAUCGGAUGGUGUGGUUAACGAUGAGCUGCCGAACUGCUGGGAGUGUCCAAAGUGCAACCACGCAGGGAAAACUGGAAAACAAAAACGCGGACCAGGAUUCAAAUACGCAUCAAAUCUCCCAGGCUCAUUGCUGAAGGAGCAGAAAAUGAACAGAGACAACAAGGAGGUGACAGAUGCUGCAAAACGGAAAGGGGAUUGUGAAGAAACUCCCAGGCGGAAAUCGGAGGAACAUUCCAAAAAGACUCAAGUUGACUCAAUACUGAGGAGAAAGUCAGACGAAGUGCAUCUGUGGAGGAAAAGGAAAUUUGAGAAACCCCAGGAAUCCACGAUGAGAAAGCGGCGGCGAUCGUGGAAGUCUCCGGAUGACCGAACUGCCAUGAUCAAACCCCUUCGGCGCCUGAAGCAGGAGCCGGAGGAUGACCUGCCAGAAGCACCUCCCAGGUCCAAGGAUAGUGACCAGUCGCGGUCCAGCUCGCCCACUGCGGGUCCCAGCACGGAGGGUGCCGAGCCCAGGGACAAGAAGAAGUUCAAGAUUAGGCGGAAAAGGCGGCUUCCCAAUAAGGAACUGAGCAAAGAGCUCAGCAAGGAGCUUAACCAGGAGAUCCAAAAAACCGAGAACAGCCUUGCCAACGAGAAUCACCAACCCAUCAAAUCCGAACCCGAGAGCGAGAACGAGGAACCUAAGCGUGCUUUGAACAACAGCGAGAGACUCCAUAGGUUCAGCAAAGGGUUGAACGGGACUCCCCGGGAGCUGCGGCACCCGCUCAUCCCCAGCCUGCGCAGCACACCUCGGGGCAUCGCCCGGCCACCGCCUUCACUCUCUCCUCCCAAAUGCAUCCAGAUGGAACGGCACGUUAUCCGGCCGCCUCCCAUCAGCCCCCCUCCGGACUCGCUGCCCCUGGAUGACGGGGCGGCCCACGUGAUGCAGCGGGAAGUCUGGAUGGCUGUCUUUAGCUACCUCAGUCAUAGAGACUUGUGCAUCUGUAUGAGAGUUUGCAAGACCUGGAACAGAUGGUGCUGUGACAAAAGAUUAUGGACCAAAAUAGAUUUAAACCAUUGUAAAUCCAUCACUCCACUUAUGCUUAGUGGCAUUAUUAGGAGACAGCCUGUAACCCUUGACCUUAGCUGGACAAAUAUCUCUAAAAAGCAGCUGAGUUGGCUUAUCAACAGACUGCCAGGUCUCCGAGACCUGCUGUUAUCAGGGUGCUCGUGGAUAGCGGUGUCGGCACUUUGUAGUUCCAGUUGUCCUUUACUCCGAACUCUGGACGUGCAGUGGGCAGAAGGACUGAAAGACGCACAAAUGAGAGACCUCUUGUCGCCGCCCACAGAUAACCGGCCAGGCUGCAACGGGUGUACUUUAGAGAGUAUGGAAACACUUUCUUCCAGUUCAGGGAAGGAGCAGUUCUGUGGGUCAUGCCACAUUCGCCCGGAUAUCAGCUCAGGUCAGAUCGACAACCGGAGCAAACUACGGAACAUCGUUGAGCUGCGUUUGGCCGGGCUGGAUAUCACAGAUGCUUCUUUGCGGCUGAUCAUAAGGCACAUGCCUCUGCUCUCCAAACUCAAUCUCAGUUACUGUAACCACGUGACAGAUCAGUCUAUUAACCUGCUGACCGCGGUCGGAACCACCACGCGGGAUUCAUUAACGGAAAUUAAUUUAUCAGACUGCAAUAAGGUGACUGACCAGUGCCUGUCCUACUUCAAACGUUGUGGAAACAUCUGCCAGAUCGACCUGAGGUACUGCAAGCAAGUGACAAAAGAAGGCUGCGAGCAGUUCAUCGCAGAAAUGUCCGUAAGUGUUCAGUUUGGGCAAGUGGAAGAAAAACUUCUGCAAAAACUGAGUUAGUUAAAGGACACAUGUAAAUACUGGGGCGAGGGGGGCAGGGACUAAGAACACGUAGGGAUUUUAUUUUCAAUUGGGAACUUGGAAUAUUGGAAAAUACCGCGAUCGGAUUUUACAACUCUUGUUGAGGAGAGAAGAACGUGAAACUACCCAUGUUAAGAAUUUCAACUUGUGCCACUAAUUCAGUCUACCUGGGAUGUCCUGCACUGGCUCUUAUGCAAAUUCAUAAGGCGACUGUUACUGGUGAUAAUUGUUCACACCCGGAAGACGACUGAUCUCCAAGAAAUACUGUUAUUUAAAGUACCACAGCAUGUGCUUGGUAGUGUAAAUUUGAUUUCUGCUUUUCAUUUCUUAACAACAACAACAAAACAGUUGGUGUCAUUAAGUGGACCACGCACUGCAUUUCUGCCUUCUUAACAUGUUUUGUUUUGUUACAUCUUACAUUAUGCAGAACUAUUUUUGUACAAAAAUUGUUUAAAAAUUAUUUAUGCAAUGUUUGAAUGCAUUACCAGUGUUUCAGUUUUGAUUGCCAAUUUUUAUCUUUACUUAUGGUAGGCGAGAACUUAACCUAUACUUCGUAGACAGUAUCUAUCUACAAACGUGCCCAGGUCAGGAAAAGUAGGUUAAUACUUUCAACUUCAAGCAUGUUUUAAUGGAAGUUUAUAUCCUGCUUUGUAUACUUCAGAAGUGACAUAAGCAUGUUGUGGAAAUAAGGUGUAAAUUAUAGUUGAAGUAAAACACUUUGCCAAGUUUUAUCUGUAUAGAAAUCACCUUUUUCUCAAAAUUUUAAAAAAAUUCCAAUUU
This is a messenger RNA of Pterocles gutturalis (yellow-throated sandgrouse), 3018 nucleotides long. RefSeq names its product lysine (K)-specific demethylase 2B (gene KDM2B). The coding region runs from base 160 to 2217 and encodes 685 amino acids. Gene Ontology annotation, biological process: protein demethylation; regulation of transcription by RNA polymerase II. The transcript is spliced from 10 exons. Gene Ontology annotation, molecular function: transcription coregulator activity; histone demethylase activity; protein binding. The record is from RefSeq and is a predicted model, not a curated record. NCBI's taxonomy places the organism in Eukaryota, Metazoa, Chordata, Aves, Pterocliformes, Pteroclidae.